AUGAACCUCGUAAGCUAUUGUCUGCUGAGUGCUGCACUGGCAGCAGUACUAUUGCUUACGGUUUAUUCGUCUACACCUCGUCCUGCCGGUCGAGAUCCAAUCGACAGCAAAGAGGUGAAAUGCCUCGUUUGUAGAGCAACGAUGAACGAAAUGGAAUUAGCUAUGUCCAAGCUGGAUUCAAAGAAGAAAAUGGAUGUCGUAGUUGAUCUACUGCAUGGUACGACGAGUCGUGCUCAGUCGGCGGCAAAGUAUCUCACAGAACUAGAGGAAUCCGUCUGCGAACGCAUCGAGGAGUACGCCAAGGCUCGCUACAAGACCGACGGAAAAAUGGUUCUGCUAAAACCGUUGAGCAAGUUUGGCACCGGUUCCGAAAAGCCUGAAGUGAAUUUUGUACAGGAGGGCAAUCUGAAUAUAACUUUGAAACGCCUGUGUUUGGAGCUCGUAGAAGAUCACAAGGAGAGUAUCGUGAAGAUGUUUCAGCAAAAAGAAGCGGGCAAGAACACAGGUGCGAGGCUGUGUUCGGAGGUUGCCAACAUUUGCGACGGGUUUCCGCUCGAGGAUGAUUACGAGUUCACUGAAGGUAGUUUCGACAUCAAGACAGACGGCGUUGGUACACCCGACGGAGAAGAUAUUAAACAUAAGGAUUUGGAUUCGAACUGA
Molecule: messenger RNA, 660 nt
Organism: Sabethes cyaneus
Lineage: Eukaryota; Metazoa; Arthropoda; Insecta; Diptera; Culicidae
Product: protein seele-like
Exons: 1
Coding region: 1-660 (219 amino acids)
Cellular component (GO): endoplasmic reticulum
Source: RefSeq, a predicted model, not a curated record